AUGGUUGUGGGUGCGUUUCCGGCCGCCAAGCUUGGCGUUCUUGCUAUGAAGCAGGUCUCCAAGCCGAUAGCGAACCUUCUAAAGGAACGUGCCAAAAACAGUCCUUUCUUUCGGAAGUAUGUUUGCAUGCCACCGGCACAGUUUUAUAACUGGAUGGAGGUGAAAACAAAAAUGUGGGCCCUUAAUCUAGGCAAGCCCACCUCAGUGCCGGUGUUAAACGAAGCAAUGGCAAUAGACCUGGGUGCGAACCUGCUUGGAGAGAUUAUUAUUUUUACGAUAGGUGCCGGUUUGCUUUUGCUAGAGUAUCAAAGACAAGUGAGAAAAGAAGCUAACAAAGAGGAAAUGGUUUUGCAAGAGAAACUUGAACUACAAGCGACUAUUAAUGAGCUGAUCUUUCAAGUGCAACGGCAGGAUACGCAGAUUCGCGAAAUAGCAAGAGUCGUAGCAGAUCUCGAAUCUAAAUCGUCGUGGAAGCCAAAAAUCUUAGACGAGCUACCGUUCGGCAAAAAGAACAAAAACGAACAACCACUUUACAUACCCUCCUCGCCUGGUAGUGACAAAACGGAUUCAUCAAGUUCUAGUGGUAAUAGAGGACUUAUUUCCAAAGCGUUGGAGAUUAUCGAUAAUGAAGUUUUUUAUAGGGACAGCGCAACAGACGGAUCUGAAGAAGAAAGCGCUUAUCAACACCGGCCAGGCAUAGUAAUGCGUAGCUUAAACUACUUGCUAGAAGCCAACGCAAGAACAUCACAACCUACAGAAAGAGAGUUAUAGAGGUUCAAUCUGUAUGGAUAAGGUAUUCGUAUGGGUUAUUUUCACGUUUUCCAAUUUCUCAGCUCUAUCCUCGACUGUAUUGAACCGACUCUCAUGUGUAAUGUUAGGAUUAUAUUUGAACUUAUUGUGGUGUGGUUCAGUAGUUACGUUGAAUAUUUUAAUUUAGACAAAUGCUGGAUAUAAUAGACAAGCAAGACAACGACACAGAUCGCGAUCCUUAUGUAAAACCAUAUCGAUCAAAGCCAAGCAAUUGCAUUUUCGACUGGAUCUAUUCGCACAUAAAGCAUGUUAGCAAACAUCGUUUGGAAACUAUUUCCAAUGUACGUACAUUUACGCUAGUUCGUAUAUUCUGAUUCCGACAGAUCCGCAAAAGUAUAGGACAGUUUUUGCGUAUUUUGCUCAAUGUACUUAACAUGUCUUUUGAAUCAAAGAUUCGUUUAGUUUUUAACCUCGGACAAUUAUAUCUCAGUCAUCGUCUGACUAACUAAACACCCUUUUGAUUUCAGGGCAUAAAUAAGUCGUUCUGUUAGGAAAUGCUGAUCAUUGUAAGAUCAAUUAUUUUGCAGUGAGAAUCUUAGAUAUUGGUUCGAUCAUAAAGCUAACAUAUUUGUGAUGUAUGCAUAAUUUUGAAGGCACCACUGUCUCCUUUUCAAUUGCAAUAUACGUUCAAACUUACCAGUGCUAUUGUAGAAAUUGCGAUUGGGCUUCAGCAAGUAGUAAUGAGCAGUAUGUAAUGCGACGAACAGUGUUUCUUAUGCAAAUAGUGCUAGCUCGUCGGCAACGGUAGCAGAAUGUUAUCGAUACCGUGUAAAUAUUUGUUAUAAGA
Molecule: messenger RNA, 1597 nt
Organism: Anopheles nili
Lineage: Eukaryota; Metazoa; Arthropoda; Insecta; Diptera; Culicidae
Product: putative OPA3-like protein CG13603
Exons: 3
Coding region: 1-771 (256 amino acids)
Biological process (GO): regulation of lipid metabolic process
Cellular component (GO): mitochondrion
Source: RefSeq, a predicted model, not a curated record